Messenger RNA from Solenopsis invicta (red fire ant), 2054 nucleotides. RefSeq names its product brahma-associated protein of 60 kDa (gene Bap60). Gene Ontology annotation, cellular component: nucleus; SWI/SNF complex. Gene Ontology annotation, biological process: regulation of transcription by RNA polymerase II. The transcript is spliced from 7 exons. Bases 224 to 1726 code for a protein of 500 amino acids. Lineage: Eukaryota; Metazoa; Arthropoda; Insecta; Hymenoptera; Formicidae. The record is from RefSeq and is a predicted model, not a curated record.
AUUAAAGCUUUGAAAGGUUACUUAACAAUACUUUUCACAAAUAAGUUUUGUAAAUAAUGUUCAUUAGAUAAUCGUGUGUGUACACACUCCAAUGCAAUAGAACAAAGCGUGAUGAUUCUAUUUUAUUAUUCCUUGUGAAAUUUGUUCAUCUAAAGUGACUACGAAUUUUCAGAGGCAUUCAGCUACGGAUACAUUUAGGAUUUCUACAGCAGUGUAAAGAAAGAUGGCCCAGAGAUUUCCUGUGCCAAAUGCAGGAAGCAAUGGACCACCUCCGCAGCGAUAUCCAUCACCAUCGGUACCACCGAAUUUGCGUCAAUAUUCUGGUCCAAAUUUCCCGAUGCAGCAGAGAUCUGGAUUUACUCCGCCACCGCAGAUGGGUAACGCUGGGCCUGGCCCCGGCGGAAUAAUGCGACCAAACCAACCUUACUCGAAUAUGCGCCAAGGUCCAAUGCCUACGCCGCCCGUUGGAAAGAGGAGCGCGGAUCAACGUAUUCCUAUGUCGCAACAAAAACCGUAUCAUUUUUGGAACAGUGAUUUUUCACAUUCCACAUCAAAGAAAAAGAAGAAGUUGGCAGACAAAAUAUUGCCACAGAAAGUGCGCGACUUGGUACCGGAGUCACAGGCUUACAUGGACCUGCUAGCGUUCGAAAGAAAGUUGGACGCGACUAUAAUGCGAAAACGCCUCGAUAUUCAAGAGGCUCUGAAACGUCCGAUGAAGCAAAAGCGAAAAUUGCGUAUUUUUAUCUCGAAUACAUUUUAUCCGGCUAAAGAGGCGGGCGAGGGAGAGGAAGGAUCUGUAGCGUCCUGGGAACUUAGAGUCGAGGGACGUCUUUUGGACGAUACUAAAAAUGAUCCCAAUAAGGUAAAACGAAAGUUCUCGUCUUUCUUCAAAAGUUUGGUAAUUGAAUUGGAUAAAGAUCUGUAUGGCCCUGACAAUCAUUUGGUCGAGUGGCAUCGUACGUUGACUACGCAGGAAACGGAUGGAUUUCAAGUUAAAAGACCAGGCGACAAGAACGUUCGCUGUACAAUCCUUCUUCUUCUCGAUUAUCAGCCGCUACAGUUUAAAUUGGACCCAAGAUUAGCGCGAUUAUUAGGUGUGCACACGCAGACACGACCCGUCAUAAUAUCCGCACUCUGGCAGUAUAUAAAAACGCAUAAGCUCCAAGACAGUCACGAGAGAGAGUUUAUCAACUGUGAUAAAUAUUUGGAACAGAUAUUUGCUUGCCCGCGAAUGAAAUUCGCCGAAAUACCGCAACGACUAAAUCCAUUGUUGCAUCCACCUGAUCCCAUUGUGAUAAAUCAUGUUAUAAGCGUGGAAGGUACAGAAACGAAGCAGACCGCGUGCUAUGACAUCGACGUGGAAGUGGACGAUACAUUGAAGACGCAAAUGAACAAUUUCUUGUUGUCAACAGCGAGCCAGCAGGAGAUUCAGAGUCUGGACAACAAAAUUCACGAAACCGUCGAGACGAUUAAUCAAUUGAAGACCAAUCGCGAAUUUUUCCUAAGUUUCGCCAAGGAUCCGCAACAAUUUAUCAACAAAUGGAUCAUCUCUCAGACUAGAGAUUUAAAGACCAUGACCGACGUCGUCGGCAACCCGGAAGAAGAACGGAGAGCUGAAUUUUAUUAUCAGCCCUGGGCACAGGAGGCCGUGUGUCGUUAUUUUUACACGAAAGUGCAGCAAAAACGAGCAGAGUUGGAACAAGCGCUGGGUAUCAGGAACUCGUAAAAUCAUCGAAAUUGUACUUGAUCAUUUUAUCAUAGAACCAUGUAAAAUAUUCGUAAGUGUUCGCCUUUAUAUAAUUAUUGCGAUAUGUAAUUGCUAUUAUGGCUUAUCUUUCAAAACAUAUUUGUAACGUUAAUGUAGAUUAUGCGAAAAAAUUGCAUUUACUACUAUAUAAAGCAAAUUUUAUGCCUGUGUGAAAAUAAAAAUAUAAUGAAGAAUUUCUUUUUCACGUAUGUAGUUACGUAAUACGAAUAUGUUACAAUCUCGAUUAAAUUUUUGUUGUAAAAUUCAAUAGCGAAUUUUGAAAUGAAAAGGAUUAAUCGAAACUGCA